Messenger RNA from Phytophthora nicotianae INRA-310, 1542 nucleotides. RefSeq lists its product as hypothetical. The transcript has 2 exons. Bases 1 to 1542 code for a protein of 513 amino acids. The record is from RefSeq and is a predicted model, not a curated record. NCBI's taxonomy places the organism in Eukaryota, Oomycota, Peronosporomycetes, Peronosporales, Peronosporaceae.
AUGUCAACCUACGUAGUGCAGGGCCUUGCCUACUUCGCAACGCACCCGCGUCUGUGGCUCUCGACGCUGUGUCCGCUACUUUUGACACUCAUCGUGGCCAUCACCUCCGUGGUCGUGCUCUUCUCCGUCGCUUUGGUGCCUCAAGCCGAGGGAUUGGAGGAUGCGGGUGUAGCCAAGUGGCUCUCAUGGCUGCUGGCCGUCAUGCUCGUACUGGUGGAGAUCUUCCUCGUCACGCUCAUCUACAACCUCGUCAUCAUGGGCUGCUACCAGGAUAAGGUCUUCGAACAGGUUAUGGUUGCACGCGGCUUCAAGGAGAUGGUGGAAGAUGAGGACCGUCACGCCGGUUGUGUCCGCGCCUGUCGCUCUUGUUGCCGUGUGAGUCUCUGGCUACGCCUCAUACUGCUGAUCGUGACACUUCCUCUUAAUUUGAUCCCGAUCAUCGGCUCCAUCAUCUACGCGUGGCUCAAUGGCACCAUCUUAGCCUGGGAGUAUCAUUUGCUCUACUUUGAGUUCAAGAACUUCAACUACGCUCAACAGAAAGCCUUCGUCAAAGAGCACAAAGUGCAGUACUCGUCCUUCGGCAUGCAGGCACUACUCAUGGAAAUGAUCCCAGGUGUCGGCUCGAUCUUCGUGUUCACCAACACGGUGGGGGCGGCACUGAUGGCUGCCCAUUUUGAGGAGGAGGAGGAACGCGAGCGCACGGCACUGCAACAUGGUGGCGUGCAGCCCAACUACGCCAACACCAACGCGUACAACCAUGGCUACGUGCCGUCCGGAGGCAUUUCUCAACGCAACAUGUCGACGUACGUAGCUCAGGGGCUCGCCUACUUCCUGUCACAUCCGCCGCUGUGGAAGAUGACCUUUUGUCCCGUAGUUUUGACGAUUGUCGUGGGCAUGACUACGGUCAUUGUGCUGCUCGGUGCAGCGAUGUAUCCGCAGGAACAAGCGCUCUACGACGCUGGAGUGCCGGAAGGUCUGGCCUGGGUGCUGGCUAUCAUGUUGUGUCUCGUGGAGAGCUUCGUGAUCGUCAUGAUUUACAGCUUGAUCUGCCUUGCCUGCUACCAGGACAAGAUAUUCGAGUACGUAAUGCGCGAACAAGGGCACACCGAGCUCGUGGCCAACAAGCGCAAGCAUGCGUCAUGUAUCCGUAUCUGCACAAGUUGCUGUCGCGUGAGUGUGCUACUGCGUCUCGGUCUGCUGGUGGUCUCGGUGCCUUUAAACGUUGUGCCUGUGGUAGGCAACACCAUGUACGCGUGGCUGAACGGCCAGAUCGUGGCGUGGGAGUAUCAUUUCUUCUACUUCGAGCUCAAGAACUACAGUUUCGAACAGCAGCAAGCGCUCAUUGACGAACGUAGUAUGCAAUACAGACUCUUUGGCAUGCAAGCGUUGCUGCUGGAGAUGGUGCCAGGUAUCGGAGCAGUCUUCAUGUUCGCCAAUACCGUCGGCGCCGCUUUAUUCGCUUCCAGUAUCGAGAGGGAGGAAGCCGCCAAGCAACCGCCGGUUCAGACAGAAGAGCCCGACUUGUAUCGCUCUCUCGUGUAG